GUACGAGGAAGUUUGGUUGCAUUGCACUUGUUUGAGAUCAGCUGUCAUUGCGUAUGAUACCGAUGGUAUAAUUUCGCAGUAAAUUUUGUGUUUUUUUACAAGAGUGUGGUAGGCGGUGACAGGACGGAGACUUUGCAAAGUUAGUGUUCCUGCUCGAUUGUGAAUGUGAAAUUUCUUUCAACUGUAAAAUCGUUAUUCGUCAAUUAGAUCUAAUGCCCAAGAAAUUUGUGGGAGAAAACAGUAAAGCUGCUGCUGCAAGAGCUCGCAAAACUGCAGCAAAGGAAGAAGAAAAUGCAAGGCGGCAACAACAGCUAGAGGAUGAAUUGUGGAAAGAUGACGAUAAACACAUUAUUAGGAAGCAGCAGAGGAAGGAAGAACAGCUACGGAAGAAACAAGCAGUUUUAGAAAAAAAGGCUGAAUCCAAAGCACUCCUUGAACAGGAGCUGAAAACCAUUCAGACUACAAAUAAGCAGCCAGCUGCCAAAAUAACUCAGGCACAGAUCCAGGCUGAAACAGAACGCAGACGUUUAGCUGCUCUGAAGAUUAAAGAACCAGAGACACACUUACAAGUGCCUUUAGAGGAAAACAUAAAUAGAGUGGUUGUUGAAGGGGAUGAGGCACGGAACAUUGAUGAAGCCAUUGCUGUUCUCAGUGACAAAACUUCAGUAGGUGACAAACAUCCAGAGAAACGAUUAAAAGCUGCAUACACGGAAUUUGAAGAAGCUAAUCUUCCCCGUAUAAAAAUGGAAAAUCCUACACUUAGACUGUCACAGCUUAAGCAGAUAUUGCGAAAGGAGUGGAUGAAAUCACCACAGAAUCCCCUCAAUCAGCGUCUGAUGUCAUAGUUAAUGUAUAAUUAUAGUUUUGUGGUUAAAUGAUGUGUGGACUUGUUUUCAUUAUUGUGUAAAUGAGGCAUUAAAUCUCUGAGUGCAGUUUAA
Messenger RNA from Schistocerca americana (American grasshopper), 938 nucleotides. RefSeq names its product coiled-coil domain-containing protein 124. Lineage: Eukaryota; Metazoa; Arthropoda; Insecta; Orthoptera; Acrididae. The record is from RefSeq and is a predicted model, not a curated record. Gene Ontology annotation, biological process: transcription by RNA polymerase II. The transcript has 5 exons. Bases 213 to 845 code for a protein of 210 amino acids. Gene Ontology annotation, cellular component: nucleus. Gene Ontology annotation, molecular function: transcription coactivator activity.